Pomacea canaliculata is the source of this 6897-nucleotide messenger RNA. RefSeq lists its product as uncharacterized. The coding region runs from base 75 to 1967 and encodes 630 amino acids. NCBI's taxonomy places the organism in Eukaryota, Metazoa, Mollusca, Gastropoda, Architaenioglossa, Ampullariidae. Gene Ontology annotation, cellular component: nucleus. Gene Ontology annotation, biological process: circadian rhythm; regulation of DNA-templated transcription. Gene Ontology annotation, molecular function: DNA-binding transcription factor activity; DNA binding. The transcript is spliced from 4 exons. The record is from RefSeq and is a predicted model, not a curated record.
UUCGUGGGAUUCAGUGUAAGCGAUGUUUCAUCAACUGUUAUUAUUAAUCCACAAAGUAACAAUGCACAACAUUAAUGCCUCGAAAGUGCGUUAAUACCGCGGACAAUUUUCACUAUUUUUGUGGGGAUGUGACAUUUGCCAGCCAGAAGAAAAGGAUCACUUCUCAAGUGAAGAAGUCAAAUCAUCUUUGUUUCGGAUACAACAAUGGCGACCAGCACCAGCCGUGGGUCCAACAUGUAUGUUGUGUUACACGUGUAACACAGCUUUCACAGUGGUUGCAUGGCGACAGACCAUCAAUGCCGUUGACAGUCCCCAUAGUGUGGAGAAAGUCAAGCAACCACACAAGUGACAGUUACUUCUGCUUGGUUCCUCCUCUUUCCUGCGGGAUAACGAAGCAGAAGUGGAGACUAGUCUACCCCAACAUUCCGUCUGCAUGGAGACCAGCUCCACAUGGUGAGGGACUUCCUGUUCCAGAACCUCCAGCAAACCAUUCUCUUGCUUUAGCUGAUGAUGACUUGAUUGUUUACAGACUGGGCUCUCUGCAAAGCGCGCGGUUCCUGGAACUGGGCUACAUGAUGUUGACGGAGGGUGAGCCGAAUGAGAAGGUGCCGCGACUGUCCAGCACCCCGACUCUCCCUCCAGACGCCUCUGGCCACGAGGGCGCUGGGCACGGCAGCGGCGGCGACUCAACAGGAGGCGACGACCUUCUCCUCCCUGCCGACAACAUGCCGGCCUUUCCGGAUCGCGGCGGGCCUCCGCCUCUGACCACCCACCACCAACACGGGGGACAAGGAGGCUCGGACGCGGACCUUUGUGAGAGCCCUGAUGGCUCCAACCUGAGCGGCGGUGAAGGUAAAGCCUAUGGCAGCGACGGAGGAAAGUCUUAUGGCGGCAGCUGCUCGCGAAAGCAGCGCGAAUUCAUUCCAGAUAAUCGCAAGGACGAGCAGUACUGGGAGAAGCGUCGGAAGAAUAACGAGGCAGCGCGGCGUUCGCGCGAGAAGCGGCGACUGCACGACAUGGUGCUUGAGAACCGCAUCGUGGCCCUCGAGCAGGAGAAUGGGCGCCUCCGUGGCGAGCUGGUGAUGCUUAAAAAGCGCUUCGGGCUGCCCACGGAUCGCCCCUUUACGGACGGCAGCGAGGCGGCCCCUCCUGGACUGGACGGUAGCCUCCCAGAGCGAGCACGCCGCUCUCCUUCUCCUGUCGCACACCACGUGAAGAACAGCAACAACAGCACGGGGGUGGGGUGGGUCCCUACUCCUCACCUCCACCUUUGCUACCAGAGGAAGACACUUUCGGGGGGAACAAAGGAGACGGCUGUUACUCUGAAGAGCCGCUGCGGGACGGGGGGAGACUCCCGCGAUGCCGACUCCGGGCGCGAGGGAGAGUACGGCGACCACGCCUACCCCGGGGACCGUAGCUCCGGGGACUCGAACCACGGCCGCUACAGCAACGAGUUGGGAAGUUCCCCGCAAGCAUCACUUCCGGUCAAGCUGCGUCACAAACACCCUCUUGACGUGCAUGGAGCAUUCCCUCCAAACCUGGGAAACCACUCCGCUUCGUCCUACACUCCUCCUUCCCACUCCUUCGUCAGUGGUCUGGCGCAGCUGUCCGAGAUUGCACUGGCCCAGGCCUCGCCGCUGUCACUGGUCAAGAAGGAGCCGCUGGAUUGGGUGGGCCGUGGGGCGGGCAAGGACGGUCACAACCAUGCUGGCGGCACCCGCACCCCAACAGACCUGAAACACCUGGAUCCGAAGUACCUGGAGCGGCGGCGGCGCAACAACGAGGCAGCUCGUAAAUGCCGAGAGAACCGAAAGAACCUGACGCGCAUGCGCGAAGCCAAGUCAGAUUACCUGGAGUCGGAGAACAACAAGUUGCGCACGGAACUGGAGUCGCUGCAGGAGGAAAUGAAACAGCUGCGGGAGCUUGCUGGACAAGAAGCGACUGGAGCAAGGGCUGAACAAGGGUAGCGCUACGGCCGCACAGCAGGCAUUCUCCGAACAGCAUCAGAAGCAGUUGGAGCAGCUGAGGCAGCUAGAGGACGAGCACCGGCGCCUGGAGCGUGAGCAACGACACCAGCAGCAACGCCUCCUACAGCAGCAGAGGCAGCUCCAACAGCAGCAAGAGGACGGAGACGAACAGAACGAGUUUCUGGACGAGAACGACUGCGCGGAUUGAGUGAGGGUCACCAUUGGAGGACGAACUUUUUCUGUAAACUACAUCGAGACCAGGAAAGGAUGGAGGGGAGAGGAAUAAGGAUUUGGUGAGGAAGAUGUCUCAGCAAGUGAAGACAAGACAGAAAGCAAGAGGAGAAUAGGUUGUAAAGGUUUGGACUAUUGGAAGACAAAAAUGUUGAGGAGUAGAAGAUAAAGUCUGUAGAGUUCCAGGUAGAACGAGUGUCUCUCCUAACGGGGACGUGUCAACACAAAAUUCCAUGGACCUGUUGCAAAGCAGGAGGCUUUUGGAUCUCCCGUGUAGGGACUGGCCGCGCCACCUGGUGGGGGUUUGUUGACCGAUGUCCUGGGCGCCUUGCAGCUCGCGGCAUCGAACUUUGCAGAAGAUCUGUUCUGAGAAACCUCGUCUUUGGACAUUUUUCCCCUUCUUUUUUUAUGAAGAACUCCACACUACCACUGCUAGUGGAGGCGCACGACGAACGAAUGACUAUUUUUGUACUGUCUGACAUUUGAUAUCCUCAUCAUCAUAUCUAGCGUUCAGAUACCACUGUUAGCUAGGAGUAUGAAUUCGAGCCACGUACCUCAUGAAACAAUCUGCUGCACCGUCAAUGGUCCUUGCACUCAAGACUUGUUUUUUCUUCAUUUUUUUUUUUUGUAACAAAUUUUUCUGGGUUUUCCCGAAAUGUGUUUUUUUUCAUGCAAAGGAAGCAAACUUUUAUUUACACAUCCACGUUACCUUGUCCAUUCACCUGCAACCUGUACAUAAUUGGGAUGUUGUUGUCGUUGGAGAGAGUGGAAGGGACCUAUGACCUCAUCGAGUUGCUUGUCAGAAUCGCAGAAUCUUCUCAUAUGUUGUUUCCGAAAUCCUGUUUUGUGGUCGAGUGUGUGUUAAAAAAAACAACAACCUCGUAACAUCAUUUUUUUUUUUUAGUCCUUUUCUUCCCAAUGGCCGGAGGGCCGGAAGUAAGGGUACCAGAUUCUGCUUUGCUUCAAAACACGUGACCUCAGAAAUAUGUUGGAAAUGGUAUAUCAUGUACCUAUUUUGUUUUUCUUAUUUGUGUUACUGUUGAAACAUAUUACUAUUUACUCGUUUAAUGGUAUUUUUUGUGUAAUUUUUUGACGCACACAUAUUUCGACAUAAUUUCAUCUACUGCUCUCCCUUCCCAUCUCGAUGCACAAGCAACAGUCGGGUACAUAGUCACAUCUCACGCACCUGUAGAUACAUACAUCUUUUGGAAUGUUUGUUGAAAAGUUUAUUUGAUAGGCAAAUGUCGUUCCAGGAAGCAGAAUGUGUGGGAAUCUCUGAUGGGGUGACUUUUCCCUCCUCUUACCACCUCACCACCUCCGCAAAUGUCACACCGUGCAUGCAUGCAGUCAGUUUUGCCACAUUCGUAUCUUCCCUGGACCAGCAGGUCGUGCUCUGAUGAGUUCUCUUCUCUUGUGGCGGCCCCGUCAGGUAUUUGUCACCGACACAUCCUGGAUAAAAUGUCUUUGGUUCAGAUCUCGUUUCGGAUAUGCUUCUUCUUUACUCCGUGCCCAAACCACUGGUCUCCCUCCUUCUGGUUUUUUAAUGUCUUUUUUUUUAGCUUUGUAAUUUUCCAACUUCUGUCUUUGACACUUUUCCAUAGCUCCGAGGACUGGACGAUCCCACCACCUUCUCUGAUUAAGAUGGACACAGGGGCCUGACUCCUUGUAUUUCUCCGUCUGAAGGUUGCACGGUGAAGGGCGAGAAGUUUUCCCUCAAUACUGAGUUAUUCCACGCCUGACUUGUCUGAACUUUGACACAUUUCUUGGCUGAUACGACAGUCGAGACUUGCAAAGCAAGGUCUCUUGUAAAGCUACCUCCUCACUUUUUUCUCAACUCUCCUUGUUGUGAGGACGGCCGUGCGGUGUGAAUGAACAACGGAACUCGCGGUACUUAGCUAAGUCAGGGCUCGCACUUCUGUGCGCGUGUGGUCAGGCGCUCGGUGAUCGACUUUAUUUGAAUUUUUGCUUUUGGACUAUUUAUCAUUGUGCCUAAAAACUGUGGUAGUGUGUUACUGUGAGAUUGCCAUAGAGGAAACAUGCGAUGACAUUUUGCGACCUGCAUGAAAGUUGUUUUGGCUCCUGUGGUCACGUGGUUGCCGUAUGGUUUGGUACCUCCCCCCUUCUUUUAUUUUUAUCGUCUAUUCUUCUAUUUUCUGUAUGACACUAAUGCAUUGUUGUUCCAUGAAGCAGUCCUUUCUCCCAACUUUUCCCCUACUAUUUUUUUUGACGGAUGCUAGACUCUGAUUCUUAAAAAAAACCCAAAAAACUUGAAAAUUCAGUUUUGUGAAAGUAAACCGGAUGCUUUUAAAGCUUUUUGAUAUUAGUUGUUCAAUACGUGAUGAUUCUUUAAAACACUCCAGUCUUAACCAUCCAUCGCCCUCCAAACUGCCGUGUUCACUUGUAGGUGUUCACACUGUAUCGCCAUGCACCUCAAUCAUCGCUUUGGCGGAAGGGGAAAUAAUCUAACCCUUGGCUAAAGGAGUAAAGGGAGGAUAACUUAAGCUGGGCGAUAACAGCAGUUAAAGAUUUGUUCUUUUUUUUCCUGAUGUAGCUCGGGAAGCUGAGUCUUUGGAGGAAUGAUGAUUUUGUGACAAUCGUCAGCAACAGCAGCAACUCGUAGCAAUGUCGUGGGAGGGGGCGGUGAUGUAGGACUCCUAACAGUGUUUGAUUUUUUUUUAUAAAAUAACAGUUUUUCUCUUUUUCUCGCUUGCUGUUAAAAGACACAUUUUAUCUCCCCACUGCCUCGGAGUGAAGAGUAAAAGCAACAAAACGGGUACUUAAUAAAUCCUGCACGUUCCUGACAGAUGGGUGACGCGUUCCCGCUAUACAUAUAUAGAUAAUUAUACGUAUAUACACAUAUAUUUACAAUGUAAUUGUACUGUCGGCUCAUCUCGCUCGUGUUGCCGUUAAAUAUGGACGACAGCUGCUGUACAUCGCCUUCAUACCUAGCGCAGUAGCAGUGUACAGGUGUGAACUGUGGGUGUCUGGUGCGUGUGCAGUGUAACAACACGUGACUUGGUUAUUUUCUCCACCACCUACUCUGUUUUUGUUUAGCUUGAAUGAGGGAAAGGGGUUGACAUUAGAAAUUGUGGUGUAUGCCUGCUUUUAUGACUAGGGGUAGACAGUGUUGCGGUGUGCAGCUGGAUAUGCUGGGAUGUGCAGCUGGAUAGCGUUAGGAGCUGUAACAAAAUUACCGAAGUUGUAACGAAUUUUUCAUUGAUGUCAGUGUUUGUGGCAAAUGGUUCAAGACCAACUGUUUGUAGAGGUUAUACCGACUGGGGAGAGGGGAUUGUUGUGAGAUGAAAACGUUACAACGGUCAGUGUGUAUGUGUGUGUGUGAGAGAGAGAGACUACGGUUUAUUUCCCUUUUUCUCUCAUUCCGUCUGUUUGGAGCAGGGAUCAUUUGCUGUGUAAGAAGCGCGUGCAGGCAUUUAUUUAUGUUUUGUUCGCCUCCAGUGAAUAAGAAAAAAACAAAACAAGGAAAAGACCGAGAAAUGCGGAUAUAAGUGUAUGACGGGUACAGAAAACAAAAAGUAAAUUUGAUAAACAGAAAACGGAUCCAGCAUAUCUCGCAUUCAGCUGUUCGUGUGUACAUCGUGUUUACAGGACAGCGACUGGGAAACAUGGUUGUGUGCUUGUUCAGUACAUCCGUCACUCAUUUCAGACAUGUACCUCGCUGUUCAUCAGUCGCAGAGCCAUUAGUAUGUAGAUAUACCACCACAAUGUAUCUUGUUACAUAUCACGCUGUAGCACGUGCACGUACGUACACCACAGGCAGCACAGGCUGGGAUUUGUGGGGUACGGGUGGCAGAAGCUACCCCAAGUGUAGUGGACUCCCUUUUGGGGGAAAGUGGUCCACUAGUGCGCGCAGGCAGGGGUCGCUAAGGUUGCCACGUCACCAACGCACCCAGCCUGUCAUGUUUGUUCACGUUUGACCUUUGAACCUCAUUCCUCUCACGACAAGGGAUGGGUAGGGCUACCUCAGGUUUGUUCCGUCUCAUGAACAGAUGAAACAAUUCAAUUCCUCGCGAUUAAGCUGUGUCUUCAACACGUAAUACCUCCAAACCCUAUUUUUCAAAUAUUUGUUUUUAUGAAAAUUUUUGUGAAAAAAAAAAACCGGGGGAAAACAGAAAAUUUUGUGAAUCAUGUUGUUUUUUUGUCUUUUACUGGUAUUUUUUUGUGGGUCCUCUUGCCAUCGAUUGUCCAUUUCUUUUACUCCCAACCACCACCAACCCCGAGUCCUUUUUCCAAGUAUUUCCGCGUCUUUGAUAUUUUUGUUGUUAUGCGAGUCUGUCGUUCAGUCUCGUGAUAACAACGACUUGCCAUGACUGUGCUGACGAGGGAUGAUGGGAACAUGUAUUAACAUUCAUUACUGCGAUGUGUAGCACCAGACUGCAUGCAUGGACAUGUUUUGUUUGUCGUGUUGGCUGUCUGUUCAAGGUCAUCCUAACGUUUGUCGGUUAAGGAAACGAUGACGUCACGCCAGCCUGGCGUCGUCAUCGUCUCACGGGAGUGAGGUCAGAACACUCUCAGGGACUGCGUCACCGAUCUACCUCUAGUGUUGUGCAGGUGAAAACGUGUGGGGAGGUGGACACGUUAACGAGUUCAGCAACGUCCUCACUGUUAAUAAUCUACAGUAAUGUUUUUUUCUGUUUUUUUUUCGGGGGGAAAAUUAAACUAUUUUUGUCUGCUCAUAGCA